GUACUUUUAAGGCGCUACUUACGGUUGUGUGGCUGAAAUAUGGGUGAAAGGACGGAUGACAGUGAUGUAGUAGUCACAAUAGGAGUUUGUGCAAUGGCAAAGAAAGCGAUGUCAAAACCAAUGAAGGAAAUUUUGAGAAGAAUGGACAAGUUCCAGCACAUUAAGAUAAUAAUAUUCGACGAGAAAAUGAUAUUAGAUUCACCAAUAGAGUCAUGGCCCAUAUGUGAUGCACUGGUCAGUUUUUAUUCUGAAGGAUUUCCUCUCAAAAAAGCUAUUGCUUAUUCGAAGCUGCGGAAGCCUUACCUUGUCAAUGAUCUUGAAUCCCAAUACAUUUUAAUGGAUAGAAGAAGGGUUUAUGAGUGCUUGACGAAAGAAGGUGUUCCAGUUCCGAGAUACGCAUUUGUUGAUAGAACAUCAGAAAACCCAGUGAAAGUUGUUGAGCUUGACGAUUCAAUUGAGAUUAAUGGUGAGGUUUUUCACAAACCAUUCGUAGAAAAACCUUUGCAUGCUGAAGAUCAUAAUAUCUACAUCUACUUCCCUAGCAGCGCUGGAGGAGGCAGUCAGCGUCUCUUUCGAAAAGUUGGAAAUCGCAGCAGCAAGUACUUUCCACACAGUAAUAUUCGAACAAAUGGAUCUUAUAUGUAUGAGGAAUUUAUGCCAACGGAUGGUACAGAUGUAAAGGUUUACACGGUCGCAGAUGAUUAUGCUCAUGCAGAGGCUCGAAAAUCUCCUGCCUUAGAUGGGAAGGUAGAACGAGAUCACGAAGGUAAAGAAGUUCGCUAUCCUGUCAUACUAACACCUAGAGAGAAAAUCAUUGCCAAGAAAGUAGCAAAAGCUGUUCGGCAGCAAAUCUGUGGAUUCGAUCUUCUUCGGGCUAAUGGAAUGUCUUAUGUUUGUGACGUAAAUGGAUUUUCUUUUGUUAAGUCAUCCAAAAAGUACUAUGAUGACUGUAGUCACAUUCUUGGUGUGUUAAUUACUCGAAAAAUAGCACCACGAUUGUGUUUGCCGACCAACUUGCCUCCAGGUACGGAUGUAGAUACUCCGCUGGUACCAACAACUUGUGGAGCAAUUAUGGAACUUCGUUGUGUAAUCGCUGUCAUUCGUCAUGGUGACAGGACGCCAAAACAGAAAAUGAAAAUGGAAGUUUGCCAUCAGAAAUUUUUCUCAUUUUUCACUAAGUAUGCAGGUGGUUGGGCUCGUGAAUUAAAAAUCAAACGUCCUACCCAGUUGCAAGAAAUUUUAGAUAUUGUGCGAUCCAUUUUGGAAGAAAUUGAUUCUGGCCAGUGUACUGAUAAUUGUCUUCUUCGAAUAAAGCCAAAAUUUGAGCAACUAAAAUAUGUCUUAGAAAUGUAUGGGUCAUUUAGUGGAAUUAACCGUAAAAUUCAGUUAAAAUAUCAACCACAUGGAAUUGGUAAAGAAUCAAAUAUUGGUUAUUCAAGUAGUAUUCCAAUAUCUUGUGACUGUACUGACGAAUGUGACAACACCCAACCUUGCCUAUUAGUUGUCGUGAAAUGGGGUGGAGAAUUAACAGCCGCAGGCAAGCAACAAGCAGAAACUCUAGGAAAAGCUUUUCGUUGCAUUUACCCAGGUGGAGAUGGCCACUAUGGUAAAGAUCCUGGUCUUGGAUUAUUACGUUUACACAGUACUUAUCGUCAUGAUUUGAAGAUAUAUGCUUCUGACGAGGGUCGUGUCCAAAUGACAGCUGCAGCUUUUGCCAAAGGUUUCUUGGCACUAGAAGGAGAAUUGCCACCAAUCCUUGUUCAGAUGGUCAAGUCAGCUAAUACGAACGGUCUUUUAGAUAAUGAUAACGAUUGUCGUCACUAUCAGCAGAUGGUUAAACGUCGAAUCAAUGAGGUUAUGUCAAAAAACAGUGAUUUCACCGCUGAAGAUAUUGCUACUCUUGUUCCUACCGGCGCACGUUCUAUAAUUAAUGCUAUGCAGUAUGUUAAAAGCCCGUAUAGAGCAUGUGGUCGCCUGUUUGAACAUGUUCGUCUGUUAUCUAAUCGUCUUGCUUGGCUCUCACGAAGUUCCAAAGAACGCAGUCGAAUACACUUGUAUCAAGGUGAAAGUUGGGACCUAUUGCUCAGACGUUGGGGAAAGCUAUUAAAAGAUUUUCGAUCUCCUGAAGGAGAAUAUGAUCUUUCUAAAAUUUCAGAUAUAUAUGACAACAUAAAAUAUGACUUGCAACAUAAUUCUGGCAUUUUACUAGAAUCUGAGGUGCAAGAUUUCUUCAUGUGUGCAAAGUCGCUAGCUGACAUUAUUGUCCCACAGGAAUAUGGUAUAACAAAAGAAGAAAAACUAGUAAUAGGUCAACGUAUUUGUACUCCACUUAUGCGAAAAAUUUUAUCAGAUGCUCGUUAUACAGAUGUAGAUGAGUGUACACGGCUGCAUGCUGGUUAUUCAAAAGGAGUUGCUUCACCUGAACGAUUUGUUCGUAGUCGCUUGUAUUUCACCAGUGAAAGUCAUAUUCAUUCACUACUUACUUGUCUAAGAUAUGGUGAAUUAGCAGACAUUGUAACAGAUGAACAAUGGAGACGUGCUAUGGAGUAUGUGUCGUCUAUUUCUGAAAUUAAUUAUCUUGCUCAAAUUGUAAUUAUGAUUUAUGAAGAUCCUACUGUGGAACCGAAAACUGAAAAACGAUUCCAUGUUGAAUUACACUUUAGUCCUGGUGCUUUUGCAUUAUGUCAUGAUCUCCCUGAAGGGAGUGGUUUUCGAUCGGGAAAAUUGGUGCAGUCAGAACACUUAGUGAAAUCAGAUGAAAAAUGUGACAAUGGGGAUCACAAAUCAAAUCCAAUCAACAUAGAAGACAAGAGAGUUCGAGAAACACCGAAAUGGCUAACUUUGGGGGCUCGUAAAUUAUACGAUUCGGCUGGUUCAAAUAGUUCUACUAGAAUAAAUCAACAUAAUAGCACAGGCUCUGUUCAUUCAUCAAAAAAUCAAGAUUUAACUUCCACAUCUACUCGAGCUCGUUUAACUCCACUUCCUUCUGAUGAACCGGUGUGUCCCAACGAAUCGACUCAAUUUGCAAUGGAUUUGCCAUUUAGUCAAAUUAAUUCUCAACCAGUCAAUAAUUUUUUGUCAUCAUCUGGGGCUGACAGUGGUGUAGAUGAUGAUCCUGUUAUCAACCAAACUUUGAAUGCUAUCACUUACCCUAGUCGUCAAAGUCCAUAUCAUUUAGAUAUCGGACGUCUUAUAAGAGAAACUGAACAGAUCUACAGACGUUUCAGUUCUGCAGCCCGUAAAUUAUAUGUUCUAUACAUCACUUUUCAUUUAUACAGUGUUCGUUGUUUUCGCGUAACAUCAUUUGGCAUCAUUUUUGUAUUAUUGCCUGUUUCUAGUUUGAAUAGAUGGUGCAUGGUUUGUUGAUACAGUACAUUUCAUUUGACCUGGACUAACGGCCUCUGUUUAAUUAAACUAUUGUAUUCAAACAUCUGACCUAUAGUACUUAUAGAUAAUAUCUGAAAUGAAUAAAUCAUAGAGAUUAAGAAACACUACACUUUUCAUAUUUGCUAGUGGUUUUAAAUCUUACUCUCGACUGUCACCAUAUUUUUCACCAUGCUCCUAGUAUGGCAUUGAAAUCAUGAACUGAUAUAAGUUAAGUAAAAACUAGAAGCCUCGAAGUACUGGACAACCAUUUCGUCCCAGUAUUGUGACUCCUCGGCCGUAUGCAUCCACGACCUUGCAACGGGGGAUGGAACUCAGGACCGGUAGAUCAGUGGACUGUGUUCAAGUUUAACUUCAAUCAAUUCACGGCUUCGCGUGACCAUCUUCCAUUGACUUAAGUGAGUACCUUUCCCACACCCAACAGAAUUUUCUCCAUUGAUCACGGCUGCUUACAAGUAUUCUGGAAGUUCCCUCUCGAAGCUAGUCACUGGUAAGCUCAUGACAAUUUUCAGCAUAGUUUUGCGAAAAUUGUUUGGCGUCCUCAUUUGACGAUGUAGGUCCUGAGUUAGAUUCCUGCCUACGAGGUCAUGGGUGCAGAUUGCUAGGGAUUCCCAUACUAGAACGAAACGGCCGUCUAGUACUUUCAGGUUUACAAUGGUUGUCCAACUUAGAUUGGUUUGUAAUUUCAAUGAAAUUCAACAAUCUCCUUAAGCCCAUACUGAAAACUUCCUUUACUGGUUUUCAAUGUAAGCAGUGAGUGAUUUUCUUAAAGUCGGUUUUUGCUUCAAAAUUGCUUUUUAAAACUAGCUUAUUGUUAUUAGGAUGAUAUAUAUUGUUUGCUUCUCUCUUAUCAUCUGCUGUUAUAAUUAGUCAUACCAUUUUUGUUAGUCGGAACAUAAUUUCUCAUGUAUAUUUAGUCAGUUACUGUCGUAUUAGUGUGAAUGCUCUUAAGGCUUCAUACAUUACUUACUUACGCUUGGAAGCUUUUUGUUUCAGUAUAUUAACUAUUUAUCGCCUUACAACAUUUUGUUUAUUCUAGUUUGUGUUAGGUUUCUCAGUUCUUAUGUUUAUUUUUGUAAGGAAAAAGUACAAGAAAUAUAACUAUUACAUAUCUCUGUGCUUCUUUUUUUUCUCUACAAAAAUAACCAAAGUGAUGCUAAAUAAUAUCAGUUAGAUAAAAACGUGUAAAUGAUACUUUGUAGAUUAUCACUUAAAUAUAAUUACAACCGUUGUAAAACAUUUAAUCCCUUUUGAAAAUUAUAAUAGUCUCAUAUAACGCUAAUGUGAAAUGCUGUUUGUAUGUUCGCUUUUGAUUUUGUAAAGUUUUGUCUGCUUCGAAUAUAAGACAAUAUGUUAUUCUUUCAAAGCAGUCUUAUUUGGUGAAUAUCUAAAUAAUUUUUGUUUUUCCUAACAAAUAUUCUCAUCAUGUUUUAUGAGUUUAUAGUAUUAAAAUAUCAUGUGUAUAACAACAGUAUAAACACUUGUAAUUCUUAGUUUUUCUUAUACUCAAAUGUAGUAUAGUUACUGAAAAAGAAAGUUCGGACUGAAUAUUUCUAUAGGUUUUUGAUGUUUUUGAAAUAACUAUGCAUGAUAUUGGAAAGAUUUUCAUUCUAUUAUAGUAUAAGGCAUUAAUAGGUUUCAAGUUUGUUUUUUGCUUUUAUUCGAUUUGAUGUUGGUUUGUUGCACGUCAUUUAUGGAUGCAUGUUGUUCCAACUUUUAUUUUAUCAUCUACACUUAUAAAAAUACUAAAUGCAUUCAUCAAUAUUUUAUUUGAUGUACUUAUAGAUGGCAUACAUUUUUCGUAAAUAAAAUUAUCACGUGAAUAUCUAAAUAGUACUUUGAUACUAAUUGUAUGUAAUAUAUGUAUCUACCAGUUUUACCAACUCUACAACAUUGCGACUAACUUGUAGUUCGAUUUCAGUUCUAAAUUUUUUGAUACUCUAGAACAUAUAAGUUUGUGGUUAUCAGUGCUAUCCAAGACGGACGUUAUUUAAAACUCAUCAGCUUAAUGUAAUUGAAUCCCAGUGUUGUUAACACUAAGAUAUAAAUUAAGUGUUUUACACUUCAAAAACUUAGCUUGUUAGUCUAGUCAUUGCCUUGUUCAACGGGUUUCGAUAUAUACAUUAUUACCGGUUCUAUAGAACCAGUUAGCUCAAGAUGCACAUGUACCAUCUAUGAUUGGUCAAAAUACAUUCCUAAAUAUCAACAAAGGGAUAUCUCUAACCUUUUCUAUUAAUGACUUCAAAUUUCCCAGUUUGAUAGAUCGAUAAAUUGUUCUAUGUAUCAACAUAUUUAUUUAUUUAUUCAGAUAUAUAAACAUUGGUACAAGGAGGCAACAAAUAUAUGCGCGCCACACUUCGUCAUUCGAUUUGUCUGAAGGCCGGGAUACUUCCCCGGCGUCCAAACCGAAGCAAUUAGUUUUCUUACAUACAUAUACAUAUACUCAUUUACUGAGAUUAUUUCGUUUAGCUCAUUUUCAUCAUGUACCUUUAUCUGUUUGUAUUCUUGUAGAUUUCAUUCAUUCUGUUGGUAAUUUACUAAAUAGGUUCGUUAAGUUUUUUAUCCUUUUAAUAUCCCUUUUUUAACGGCCCCACUGCACCUUCUCCCUCACGUUAGCCUUAUCGUUUUCCUUACUAAACACCAAGUUGUUGUACAAUUUCAUUCUCUUUUAAUUUAUCAGCAUAAAAAUUGUCAAGCUAUUUGCUAGAAACAUUUCAAUUAACUCAGACAAACUCAAGUUUCAAAGUAAUAGUUCACCAUUUCCUGUUUAUAGCAAUUGAUUGUCCAAACAAAUAAUUGAUAGUUAUAUUCAAGCGUUACUAGAGAUACAUCUAAUAAAAUGAAGCAAAUACACGAGAAAAAUGAAAACUAUUUAUCACUAUUUAUUCCUUUUUUUAGCUGUUGCCACGGGAGCGCCGUUUGCACCGCCAAUAUGUCGAAGUCUUAUAAGUACAGCGGUUAUACGUGGUUCACGUGAUGAUAGCCAAGCAUCUAGUAGUGUUCCUGAUUUUAAGAGAUUAACAGAAGAUAUAAGCGUGGCACCACGAACAUUAACACGUAAGUGAUUUGUUCACUUUAACUAUUUGUUUUUAUUGUUUUUUUCUACCGAAAAACGCGACUUCCACAUUUCUUUUAUCUGGAUUAUUACUUACGCCUGUUACACCCCUCUUGAAGGAGCAUAGGCCACCCACCAGCAUUCUCCAUACAACUCUGUUCUGAGCAAUCCUUUCCAGUUGCUAUUAAUCCUUUUCAUAUCUGCUUGAAAUUUUCAGCGUAGUAUGUUCUUUGAUCUUCCUCUUUUCCGUUUCCACUCAAGAUUCCAUAUUAGGGCUUGUUUCCGUGACGCAGUUUAGUGGCUUCCUCAGUGUAUGUCCUAUCAACCUCGAGGGUGUUUUCGCAGUUUCCUCUUCAACAGGGAGCUGGUUUGUUCUCUCUCACAGUAAAAUGUUACUGACGGUAUCCGGCCAACGGACAUUAAGUAUCUUUCAUAGACAGUUGUUUAUAAAUACCUGUACUUUUGAUGAUGGUUGUAGUAGUUCUAGAAGUUUUAGCUCCGUACAGUAGAACUGUUCUGACGUUGGCAUUGAAGAUUCUGUGGUUGAUACUGGUUGACAGUUGUUUUGAGUCCCAUAUGUUUUUCAGUUGUGGGAAUGUUGCCCUAGCUUUGUCGACCCUCUUUACGUCUGCAUCAGAUCCUCCUUGUUCAUCGAUGAUGCUGUUCAGGUACAUCAGAGUCUCCACAUCUUCCAGAGAUUAUCGUUCAAGUGUGAUUGGGUUGAUGUUUUCUGUGCUGUAUUUGAGGAUCUUGCUUUCCCUUUGUGUAUGUUGAGGUCUACUGAUGCAGAGGCUUUUGCCACACUAGUUGUCUUGAGUUGUAUUUUUCUGUGUAUAUGGGAUAGAAUGACCAGGUCAUCUGCGAAGUCCAGUUUGUCUAGUUACAUCCAUGAAUUAUUUGAUAGAAAUUGAUGUUGUGCAUACAAUGAUAAGAACCCAUUAUUCAACAAUGUUUUUAGUUAUCAUAUCCGUAUUUAUUCAAUAAUACACGUGGAUAUCAUACAUAGUAACAGUUAAAGCAUUUGAUUUUCAUUUAUCUGGUCUCACAUCUUAACUAAGCUCCCCGCUCACUUAAAACAGCCUUGUUGGAUAAAAUCACAUUUCAUCAAAAACACAAAUGUCUGAUUUAUAGUUGAGUUAAUUUACUUUAGUAUAUGUAACAAACUUUCAUUAAGUGAUUAACAAGUAAAUGGAUUAGUUACCUCCUCUAAAGUACAUAAAUUCAGAGUGCUCUCUUGGUUCGCUACUACACUUCUCCAUAUUAAUAAUAAAUCCCUCACAACCUAAUGCGGAAUUUUUUCCUUAGCAUUCUUUUUAUUUUCCUCUCGCUUUAUCUUUUAUUGAAUAGACGAGUAGCUUAUAAUGACCUUUGACCUAAACUGCAGUUACGUGUUUAUUUUCUUUAUAAACUCUAAAAGAGUAUUGUUAUCAAUAGUUUUACUAAUAAUCUCCACACAAACAUCUUUUAGCUACUAUAUCUCAAUUUAUUUACUAAUUUUAUGAUUUCUAGCUGGAAGCUCUCAAGAAUUUUUGGUUCCCAGUGCGCCAUGUGUCCCAGAAGUGUACCCCCUGGAAACACUACAUAACGCUUUAACUUUAAGUCAAUUGGAAGCCUUUCUUGUUCGUUUAACUACUCAUAAGUUUCCGACUCCAUUUACAUCACCGAAACACCCAUCUACUCCUGUAAAUUAUUAUCACCAUCACCAUCAACCUCAGUUAAGUCAAACUACUCUUGAGUUCUUCUCUCAGUAUCACGACUUGUGUACUAAUCUAUCUUCUUCACUUCCGAAUUCUACUGGAGAUGAUACUGCAACACAGGACUGUUCCAAUAUUGUUGAUGAGGCCUCUACUCAAGUACAGCAACCUGUGUCAUCAAAUGUUACGUCAAUAAUCCCAUCCGCUUCACCGUUUCAAAAAAUUACUUCCGGAAAUACAAAUUACCAACAGUAAAUCAAAAAAAUUCCGACUGUCUUUUCUUCCCUAAUUAAUAAAAGUCGAUUUCUUCAUCUGUGGAUAAUUGAAGAAUAUCACAAGUUCACUUUUGCCUCUGCUUCUGUAUACAUAUAAUAAACAGUUUUCUCCUAAUCUUAUAUGAUCCAUUUCAUCUAGAUAUUGAUCUCUAAUUAAUCGAGUAUUUAUUACUUGUUUUAUUUUAUUACCAAUAUUUUCUUAGAAUUUUUUUCAGUUUGUCUGUAUUUGUUUACUCUUUAGUUCCUUGUUUGUAUAUAGUGGUUUUCUAAUAUUGCCUUUUUAUUUUGUGUACUUUUUUUCUUUUCUGUUAGUUAUUUAAUAAUAAUUCGAGAAAAAUACAGGUAUUGGUUUGAAU
Molecule: messenger RNA, 8764 nt
Organism: Schistosoma guineensis
Lineage: Eukaryota; Metazoa; Platyhelminthes; Trematoda; Strigeidida; Schistosomatidae
Source: the annotation of a GenBank genome assembly